Epinephelus lanceolatus (giant grouper) is the source of this 2774-nucleotide messenger RNA. RefSeq names its product synaptotagmin XVIIIb (gene syt18b). Gene Ontology annotation, biological process: vesicle fusion; calcium ion-regulated exocytosis of neurotransmitter. The record is from RefSeq and is a predicted model, not a curated record. Lineage: Eukaryota; Metazoa; Chordata; Actinopteri; Perciformes; Serranidae. Gene Ontology annotation, molecular function: calcium ion binding; phosphatidylserine binding; calcium-dependent phospholipid binding. Gene Ontology annotation, cellular component: axon; exocytic vesicle; synapse.
CCACUGUAGAAGAAAGAUGCUACAGGCACAAUUUAGAGGUAUUAUGAGAUGAUAUCUCCGCCCACGGCCCCCGCCCACCAGGGGGGAAUAACACCAGUCAAGUCACUCUGCAGAUAAGUCCUGGGACAAAGACUGGAAUAUACUGUAUGCAGCAAGUUAGGACAGCAGGGUGAUUUUUCAACUUUGGACACGGAAAGGCACCUGCAGCUGCUAAAGAAUCCUUGAAAUCAUGUAAUGUGCAGGCCUUUUACAAAUUUUGUUGCUCAAACCUGAAAAAUGUUUUAACGGGAUACAGAUUUUUUUGUACCUUUGUGGCUGUAGCACUCCAAAACAAUGGCUUUGACUGACUGAAGCAGAAUCAUGUGGGGAGACAUCUCCAUGACUGAAAGCCAGGAUGUGUUUUCAUGAGUCAAGCAAAUGAUCUUCUUCGCCGGGACCUCUGGGAUUCUACAUGUGGAUGUUUUAAAAUAGGCUCUGACAGACCUUCAGCACACUGUUGGCACCAUGCCUUACCAUGAUGAGGAGUACCCAGGUCAGCCUCUGUGGCAGUCUGUGCUGCUCUUCUGCUGUAAGGGCAUGAUCGAGGGCAUCAUGGUCGUACUCUUCUUCUGGCUCCUGGUGCAAGUCCUUUUCACCAAACAUCUAGAAGUUCACCUCCAAAUUCUUCUUCUGGUUGGACUGACAGUCUUUUGUCUGUGCUUGGUCCUGGGAUGUAUUCUGUGCUUGAGGACAAGUCAGAUAUGUGCAGUGACAGACAAAGAUCCUGUGACGUCAGCACCGGCUCCUGCUGAACCUGUGACCUUUACUCAGACUCCGCCUCCCUCAGCAGCGACGGCGGCGUCCAGGCAGCAGUACGAGGAGUUGGAUGGAGACACAGUGGAGUAUCCCUCCACUUUCACCAGCCCUACCCCUUCAGAGGGUGAAUUCAGUACUCAGUCGUCCUCUAAACGAGCCAGAGCUGCCUCUGAACAGAAGGAGCAGCAGAAGUCUUAUUUUUCCCUGCGCCGCCUCAGCACGCCACCACUAACAUCACCCCUUUAUAAACCCAUAGAUCCCAGUCCUGCUUCCCUGCCUACAUUUCCCAAACUGGGACUGUUGUCCAAAACAUGUAAGGCCCUGCACAGGCGCUGCAUGCUGACUGGAGAUAAAACAUCUUAUAAUGAACACAGCAGGCUCACCAGCCCCAGUGCUGUCUCUCCUUCUAUGCCUGAAGAACCAAUCCCGCUGGCUCCACUGAGCUACGGCUCCAGUGCCAGCUGCCAACAGCCAGUAUCACCAAAACCCUGCCUCCAUUUCACUAUGGCCUUCUCUCCAGAGCAGCAAACCCUGGCAAUCACUAUCCUCAGCCUCACUGGGACACCACACAGACUGGAGGACGUGUCUGUGCUGGGCAGCCUGCUGCCUCUGUACCCCUGUCCCGUACAGGCCUCUGCACAGAGCAGCCCUGAGACCCACAGCCUGGUGCUGCUUCUGAAGGUGAGCUCUGUGAAGGAGCUCCAAAAGUGUGUACUGAGAGUAGCCGUAUACACACAGGAACCUCCCAGCAUGAGAGACACCACACUGGGUGAACUGGAGGCUGAGUGUGGAGGAAGGGACUGGAGAGCAGAGCAUCCAUUUCACUUCACAAAAGAGCUCAACCCAAACAAGUGGAAGCUGAAAAAGACUCUGAUCCCACAGGAUGCAGCGAUGUGUAAGGGGCUUAGCUGUCCUCCACAGAUCUUCAUUUUGCUUCAGUAUCAGCCUCUGGGCCAUCGCAUCAAAGCCACGGUCCUCAGAGCAGAUAACCUAGACAGCCUUGUUCACACUUUUGCAGCAGCAGAACACCAGGUGGUGAUCAAUCUGCAUCAUGAAGGAGUCGUGAUCUGCAGCAAAGAAACUGAAGGAGGAUCCUGUACUGUGUGGAACACUUCUUUCCUGUUUGACCUGCCUCCAGGAGACAUCAGUCAGCUGCCCCUCAUGCUUGAGUUCAUAAUCAUGCAGGUCCUUUCAGAGGGCAAAGUCCUUGGUCGAGUCCUGAUCGGAGCAGAGGCUGCAGACGCAGGACGUGCUCACUGGAGGGACAUGUGCAGCCUGCAGGUGGAGCAGGCACGCUGGCACACUGUGCAACCAGAGCCUCUAUAGAUCUCUGACACAGGUGUCCUGUUUGUAAUGUCCUGAGGCACUGUAUGAACUCCAUGUGCACCUAAAAUAAGCUAUUACAGGUCACCUUUGCCAUGAAAUGCAUACAGCUAAUGUUUCACUUAAAUGAUGUGUUUACUGACAGUUCUAACGGGCAGAUAUAUGGGCACUGCACUCAACAAUAAAAUCUCUACAAUGGCCUUAUUUCAGUGUAUCAACCUGUGAAUUCUCCCAUAGGUAGGUACAGUAAGUGCACACAGUGACCUUUGGAACAGCACAAUGUAAGUUCAGUUUGCAGGCUUAUACAGACUGUUUGUGACACAUUACCUAGAACAGACUUUCUAUAUGGAUCUUGAACAAUUUGUCUCUUAUAAUCGUUCUCUUCUAGUAAACAAAGGAAAACAUGAAGGUAAAUGAACUGAUCUUAAUUGAAAAAUAAUGAAGCAUUAUUCCAGUAUUUAGUCCUUGUAACUAAAAUACACGUUGUCAUUCAUUUGAACAUGUAAUACACACAAAUGUACCUAAUCUUCCCUCAUGUUCAUUUUAUAAUUUUACUGUUCUUUAAAGAUAAAAAUGUUGGCUGUGGGAUUUUCUGAAUGUUUAAAUGAUGUGAAGAAUUAUAUCAUGUCAUAUAAAUAAAACACACUUUUGCCUGA